Molecule: messenger RNA, 1253 nt
Organism: Cylindrotheca closterium
Lineage: Eukaryota; Bacillariophyta; Bacillariophyceae; Bacillariales; Bacillariaceae
Source: the annotation of a GenBank genome assembly
CCUAUUCGGUCUAUGGUCGGGGUCGCAAGGACUCAGUGACAGCAGAGACCAUUUCUGCUGAUACUGUCCGUUUUAAUGCACCUCAGAUGCUCUCUAUGGACAAGUUGCGGCUCUUGAGCUCGUCUCGCGUUGGAGCAGUCCUUGGCGUAUUUUUUACUCCCAAUUCUCCUCCGGUUAUUGGAUUUGGCGCUAGUCCUGUUAGUACUACUUUCAAUGGGCAAGAUGCUGUCAAUCGCGGGGCCCCCAAGUGGUCUGAUUGCUUUGAUCCCACUUUGAUCCAGCAAUACUGGCAGGGAGAUAUGAGUGUCCCUACUCAUAGUCUGGUGGUUUCCCUCAGUGGGCGAACACGGUUGAAAAUGCCAGCGUCGCAGCAGGAUUUUGUUCAAGCGACAAAGCCUGCAAUGCUGGUUGGGGACUUUUCCAAGGUCCUUCUGAUUCCUGAUGGAUGUGGUGCCCCGUCUUCUAUUUUUGAAGAAUGGUUUAGGGCAUUGAAUUCAAGUGCCGGGUCCUAUCAAUUGCAAACAACUUCUGCGAUGGAUCUGUGGGCGACUCUGCCUUGUCCUUCCAACCUUCGCGGGAAUGGUCUAUUGAACGUUGCUGCUGCCCAACCCCUACGAGAGCAAUUUGCUCGCUAUGUAAUGGGGAUGGCUCUGGAUUGUGCUCUCUUUGGCCCCUGUGAUGUGGACAUUCGACAGGCUAUCAGGCAACGCUGUCAAGUUGGUGCAUGGUUGGAACGUGCUUGGCAAUGCUACUCGCCAGCACUGGGGUAUCAUGGUCCGCCGGAUCAUUUUGCGUACCUAUCUGUUCUUUGUCCUCCAGAGGAUGGGUGGCCAUGGCCGGAAUUUUCUACUUGGCUUUCUGAUUUGCCUUUCAACGCGCUACCUGAUAGGUAUCAGCGAUUUGAACCGAAAGAGAUCCCUGUGAAAGCUCGAGCAGUCUUUGUUCCAGCCAUUCUUGUGGAAAAAGAGGACCCUGAUAGCGAUUUGGAUGCUUACGCAAAUGUGUUUGCCACGACUGCAACUACAGUUACGGCUACACCUAACAUUGCUACAGUCCCGGCUCCAGCUCCGAAUGUUGCUACUCCAAGUCCACAGAAAGAAGCUCCACUUCCACUGGUGCGGCAAUCGGCCUCCCCACCUUCCGUUCCACAAGACGUCCUUGAUGCCAUGCAAAAAGUGAGGGCUUUCCAAGAACAAAUUGUUCAUGGUACAUCUGCGGGCACACCUGCUAAUCCAGUUGACUUGGUCGCUGGU